Molecule: messenger RNA, 5139 nt
Organism: Danio rerio (zebrafish)
Lineage: Eukaryota; Metazoa; Chordata; Actinopteri; Cypriniformes; Danionidae
Gene: rbpja
Product: recombination signal binding protein for immunoglobulin kappa J region a
Source: RefSeq, marked validated
CGGCGUUAUUAGAGAGAGUUGGUGAAGAUGGCGCCUGUUGUGACAGGGAAGUUUGGGGAGCUCCCUCAGCCAAAGCGUUUAACAAGAGAGGCGAUGCGCAAUUACUUGAAGGAGAGAGGAGAUCAGACAGUGCUCAUACUGCAUGCAAAGGUCGCACAGAAAUCGUAUGGCAAUGAAAAAAGAUUCUUCUGUCCUCCACCCUGUGUGUACCUGAUGGGUUGUGGUUGGAAGAAGAAGAAGGAGCAGAUGGAGAGAGAAGGCUGUUCGGAGCAAGAGUCUCAACCUUGUGCCUUUAUCGGCAUUGGAAACAGUGAACAAGAAAUGCAGCAGCUCAACUUGGAGGGCAAGAAUUUUUGCACAGCAAAAACAUUAUACAUUUCCGACUCUGACAAACGGAAGCACUUCAUGCUGUCGGUGAAAAUGUUCUACGGUAAUAGCGCAGAUAUCGGCGUCUUCCUCAGCAAGCGAAUCAAGGUCAUCUCAAAACCUUCCAAAAAGAAACAGUCGCUGAAGAAUGCAGACCUGUGCAUAGCUUCUGGGACAAAAGUGGCUCUUUUUAACCGCUUGCGGUCUCAGACUGUCAGUACACGGUACCUUCAUGUGGAAGGGGGAAACUUCCAUGCAAGUUCACAACAGUGGGGAGCCUUCUAUAUUCAUCUGUUGGAUGAUGAUGAGUCAGAGGGAGAGGAGUUUACAGUCAGAGACGGUUACAUCCAUUAUGGUCAGACGGUGAAGCUGGUGUGCUCUGUGACGGGCAUGGCUCUACCCCGACUGAUCAUUCGUAAAGUGGACAAGCAGACAGCGCUAAUGGACGCCGACGAUCCUGUGUCCCAACUACAUAAAUGUGCCUUCUACCUUAAAGAUACAGAGAGGAUGUACCUCUGCCUGUCACAGGAGAGGAUAAUUCAGUUCCAGGCCACACCCUGUCCCAAAGAAACGAACAAAGAAAUGAUCAACGAUGGUGCAUCAUGGACAAUCAUCAGCACAGACAAAGCAGAGUACACUUUCUAUGAGGGGAUGGGCCCUGUACCCUCACCUGUCACACCAGUGCCUGUUGUCGAGAGUUUACAGCUGAAUGGAGGAGGAGAUGUUGCCAUGCUUGAACUGACAGGACAGAAUUUUACGCCCAACCUCAGAGUUUGGUUUGGAGAUGUGGAGGCAGAUACUAUGUACAGAUGUGGCGAAAGUGUGCUCUGUGUGGUUCCUGACAUCUCUGCGUUCCGUGAGGGAUGGCGUUGGGUUCGGCAGCCAGUGCAGGUUCCUGUGACUUUGGUCCGUAACGACGGCAUCAUCUACUCCACGGCUUUGACUUUUACCUACACGCCAGAGCCAGGACCUCGGCCUCACUGCAGCGCCGCAGGAGCCAUACUGCGGGCCAACAGCAACUCCUCCACAUCACCAUCUUCAUCUUCCUCAGCCUCCAGCCUAUUGCUGCAGUCAGCCGUCGACAGCCAGGCAGGAUACGGCGCAUCAGGAGGAGUAUCUACAUCUUCCUCCUCUGCCAUGUCCGUCUCCUAACCUGGGAAUCGUAGUUUGCGUGUUUAAGUGAGAGAUGGUGAUUCGUCAGCUCGUAGACUCUCCUGCAUAGAUACAUGGGAUACGGAUGACAAAAACGGAUAAUGGUGCCACAGAGAGAGUGAAGCAAAAGAGAGACAAGACUUCGCUCGAUAACUGGACCGAACAAAUGAAGAUGGAUGUCUCUUCUCUCUCUCUCUCUCUCUGUCUCUCUUUGUUGUGGUUCUUUUUCAGUCUGUUUCCUCACAUCGGAGGAAGUGGUAAUGUGUGCCGUGGAUCAAGAUACCACAGGAUCAAUGCAUUAGCCUUACACGAGUGAAAAAAGUCAAUCAAAAAAAAAAAGAAGAAACACUUUUUUUUCUUGUCAAACGAAGCCUUUUCUAAGAAUGCGCAGGAUGGAUUUGGCUUUGAGAGAUUGUUGUUUUCUACUAAAGGGCUUAAUGCACUGUUUCACCAGGCUUGGAAGAAAAGUUAUCAUAGUAAUAUAGUUUUUACGGACCAAGGAAUAUUAUUAUUAUUAUUAUUAUUUUUAUUGAUAUAUAAUUUUAUAAGCUUUAGCUAAGGUACAUUUUUUUCACCUUUUUCAGUUUUAUAACAUAUAGUAAACUUUUGUUACCAAAUAGUUUUGUAUGUUUCUUGUGAGCGUUUGAGCUCAGAAGGAAAAGGUUCAUGCAUUUUAAAAGCCUGAACUCCUAGCUGCCUUUUACUCGUUUUGGCAAAUGCCUUAAGUCUUCUGGAGUUUCACCAGACCCUUUUCUCUUGUGUAAUAAUAAUUUUAUGUCAUGUAAAUUGGUCUUUUUACCCCCUUUUUUUAUUGGUUUCUCGUUUUCACUAAACCGGUGUAAUACUGAUGGCGUUUUUGUGUAUCUGGGAGAAGGUGGCUCUUCUGCUUCGUAAACUUUUCUCAUGUGAAGUUUUUAAUAAGAAAGCUUUAACUGACUUGGCCAUGUUAAACUCAUCAAAUACUAGUAGCUAUUGAUCCGACCCUUUUCAUUGGCUAUUUAAGCUGCUGAUAUAAAAGUAACUUGUCAAAAGUCCCACAGAAAAAAGGCGUACAUUUAAUUGAACAAACGCACGGAAUCAAUUUAGCUUUUUUGAAUGGGUCAGAGAUUUCUAAUUAAUCGGGUCAGAACAGGUCAUAUUUACAUAUUAUUCAUAGUGUCUCUACUAAAACCAGCAGAGAAAUUGCAGCUUUUUUUCGUUCAGCCGUAGCCUUGAGUGUUUUUAAAUAAAAAGGUUAAUUUGCCUCAGGGUGUUUUCAACUGAUAUUAAGAUGCGCUAUCCACUUAAGUCAUGUCCAAGCCGCUACUCAUUUGAAUUGAGAAAAUACUCCUUUAUGAUCGUCAUGGUGUACGUCACAGACAUCAAUAUUUUAACAACGUAUAAAUAAUUGAUCAUUUUCAGGCUGUCGAAUAUUAGGCAUGUAUAUAUGUAUUGCGAUUGUGACUUUUGAAAGUAUUACAUCGCUUUGUAAACAUUAAUUAUUGCCAUUAGAUGAGCCUCCCCAAACAGUUUGAUUUAGCGCUUGGACCUGGAAGCCACUUUGCGUGACACUUUACAAAUGAAUCCGAUCACAAAUGAACAACGCUAAAUAAAUGUGGUUACAGGGUCCGAAAUGUUUUCAGCUUGUCCCCUUUUGACCGGUCGCAGAGGUAGUUGAAAACAUUCGAUUAUAGUGUAAACUCAUGUGGUCGAAUAUGUAGCGUUAUGUGAUCAUGUAUUGUGAAUAUACAUCAAAACAAGGUAUUCCUGCUUAGCUGUACUGUACGAAAACACAUGGAUUACUAUCAAAUAGGGCUGUGCGAUUUGGGGAAAAUGUCUAAUUGCGAUUUCAGAUAUUGCGAUUUCGAUUUAAUUUUAUAGCCAAGCUUCAGCUUAACAAUCUGUAUUUUAACUUCUUACUGCUAAAAUGCAGCGAGUGUCAAUUAAAAGUAGGACCUGAAAAGAAAAUAACUUACAUUAGCAAACAGCUCUGAUAUUGUACUUUCCUGUUUGUUUGUUUGUUUGUUUGUUUUUAUUAUGGGCGUUCUGCAUAUUUCGGUUGCACAGUUCUAAUUGGGCAGAACGAAAGUGCAGUCACUCACUUAGCUAGUAAAACGGCAGUCACACAUUUGCUCUGAAUGGGGAAAGUUAAAUAAUACGUUUUAUAUAGCAGCCUUAUGCGAGCUAAUCGCAAUGUUUCAAAUCGCUAUUUAAUUUCGAUUAAUCGCACAGCCCUACUAUCAAAUAUCAUUGAUUUACUAUUCAUUCGCCUGCGUUCCUGCUCUCUCGCAAGCUGCGUAACAUAGGUUCGCUCACUAAGUAGUACUUUUGCACUGAGCGCUCCCAUAAAAGCACUUGUUAUGGCAUCGCUGCGUGAAGAUGAUUGGUUUGUAGGUUACAGGAAACCCAAUCUUGUCCUGUCUUUCAUACGUUUUGAUUUUUGAAACCACAGGAGUGACAGCCCUCUUCUGAAAUGUGCCCCCUUUUUUAAAUUUGUGUAAAUGUUUAGUACCAAAUGUUCACUUCUGUGAUAGCUGUAGCCUAAAGCAAAAUAUGAGGCCUUAAACCACUACUGAUUAAUUGUGGGAUCUGGUGGUAACACUACAAAGUUUGUUCUUUUGUGAAGAGGACAUGAUCGUUUGUUUAUACCCUUUUCAGUUGUCACAGGGCAAAGUGUCGUCAUAUGUCUGCUCUUUUAUGCAUUUUUUUCUCUAUAUGCAUCAUCUGAUUGGAGAAAAAGACACUCCAGCAUGCUCUGAAAAUGAUUUUCAAUCAACAUGGACUGUUGGGAUUUAUAUAUGAGGAACAGCAGGUGAACUUCCUCAGUAGUUUUGGGUUUUUUAAUUGAAAAGUUUCUUCCACGGCUAAUUUUAAUGAGUCUAAAAUAUUGUAUUAUUUUAUAAAACAUUAUUAUGGCAUGAGCUAUUAUAUUAAUGGUUAUUUCUAACCAUUUCUUCCAUGAUCUAAAUCUCUUUUGUAUACCUUUUUUAUGGGCAAUCCUCAUUUGGUCUGCGUUACAAGCUAUUGCUUUGGAAGUAAAACAAAAAAGCCAAAACCUAGUAAAUCUCACAAAGCCAUUAAAUAGUAUCUACUGUGAGCCUUUUUCAUUAAGUUCCUCAAUCAGGGAAUAAAAUUAAAACCAUACCAUGUGGAAGUGCCGAAAUGGAAACUGCCAAAUCUAAAGGUCAAUUUGUGAAGGUCACACACAUGCGCAACCUUUCCAUGUAUGUUUUCAGUGUUAUUUUUCUCUUCUUCAAUUGUCUUCCAGCGAGUUUGAAUCAGAGGACCUGAUGGGUUAAUUUCAAAACUAACCAUGUUGUUUCGUCAUAUCUAUUGCAUAAGUUAGUUAGUUCAUCUGUCACCUGUGCUUACAUUGAACAGAAACUAGUGUGUUAGAUCACCGUUAUCUUUGUCUGUAGAAAAAAAGGGUGAGAGUGGGUGUCUGUUUUCUCAGCCUUUUCAAUGGAUUGUUUUACAUUUUGGAAGUUACCAGCCUUCGCCAAAUGGCUAGUGGCCGUUCUGGCUUCGAGUGCACGCUCUCUAGCAGAUCUGAACUGUAUUGGUGCUGUCUAACUUUUAAAGGGCCAGUGUAUCUGUUGCUUUUGAAAUGGAUCACUAAACACUGUAAUAGAUUCAAACAGU